Molecule: messenger RNA, 4772 nt
Organism: Drosophila obscura
Lineage: Eukaryota; Metazoa; Arthropoda; Insecta; Diptera; Drosophilidae
Gene: Pex13
Product: probable peroxisomal membrane protein PEX13
Exons: 3
Coding region: 2767-4047 (426 amino acids)
Biological process (GO): protein import into peroxisome matrix, docking
Cellular component (GO): peroxisome; peroxisomal importomer complex; peroxisomal membrane
Molecular function (GO): protein binding
Source: RefSeq, a predicted model, not a curated record
GAAUCGCUUGUGGCUGGAGUUUCCUUUCUCAACGGGUCUCCAGCCCUUCGAAAGUCUGGCAGAAAGCUCGUGUACUCCUCCUCGUCCGUAUCAUGCUCCAAGGUCAGUGUUGCUUUCGGCUUGCUCUUCACAAACUUUAGAGGCGCCACUUUGGGCUUGAAGGAAGCAGACGCACGAAUUCCGUCUACCGGCUGGCCCGCAUUGUAAUCGUCGCCGGUCUCUAUUUCUUGUGGAGCUGUCUGAUGAACACUGGCCUCCUCCAGUCGCGUGGGAUAGCAGCUGAUCAAAGACUCAGUCAGCUGUGUCGUCUGAGCGUGGGCGGCACGCAGCUCUUCUUGGGUGAGUGGGGCAAGGUGCACCUCGGGCAGGUCCAGCUCGGCAGCCAGGGACUUGGCCUUGGCCGCCACUGUCUCUUGAAGUGUGGUCGGGCUCAGAGCGUCGGGCAGGUGCUCCGUAAAGGCGCUCUUCAAAUCCAAAGGCGAGGCCAGGCCAUUGCUGCACGGGGGUAUAGAGAUAUCUUGGGUGCACCAAAAUAGGGUAAAUCCUUGAAUACUCACUUCUCCAUCUGACAGUAGCUGGCCUCCAUUAUAGUGGCGGCACUAGUGAGCGGCAGCUUCAACUCAUGUGUCUCGUGGCCGAUUUCAAUGAUGCCCAUGCCACUGUUCUGCUUGCCAACAGAUGUCUUGCGCUUCCCACUGGAGGUUGUGCCACUGGUGUGAACUAUGGACUGCUCGAAUUCCAUUUCGCCGAUGCGACGGAAAAUCUCCAGGCGACGGUUCUGCUGAGCCAACGGCGACUCCACGGCCAGCUCAAUGGGCACAUUCAGAUCAAGUUUCUCGACAGGCGGCAGCUCAAAGCAUUCCUCGGCACUGUGCAGGGGCUCCGCUUGCAGCUCGAGCGGCGACUCUAGCUGGGAAUAGUGCGAAGCGCCUAGGACAGGAACUGGCGGCGGCAUCAACGGAUUAAAUAUUACUUUCGCUGUCUUGUUUGGCGGCUCCGGCAGUGGAGCCAAUCGCAGCAGGGAGCGCUCGCCUUCCAGAACAAAGAUCUCCUUGCCGUUAACACAAAAGUCGAGAAUCUUGCGGAAUCCGCGCGCCACAGCCUCCACCUUAAGGCGGUCCAUAUUCAGUAUAUACAAAGUGGCAUCGUCAUGGGUCACCAGCAACGAGUCCUGGCCAUCGUACAGAUACAGCUGGCGGAAAUUGCUGCUGGCCACGUAGGGCACAUCGCCGUCUCUUUCUUGAACUACGGCUUGUGGUUGUGGCCUCGUGGAUGGCUCACUGCGCUGUUUCGGGUUUAGUAUGGGUAUCUCCCACGUGGGACUGCGCAGCACAGCGUCCUUAAAUAGAACGGUCUUGGACACAUUUCCGUAGGCGUCCGCCAUCCAGAAGCGCAGACCAGGUCGCCCGCAAAUGAGCUGUGGCUUGCUAUUGGGCAACUUCUUAAGAAACACGCCGCCACAGUCGAUGAGCUGCUUGCGAUCCUUCUUGCCCACCUGGGUGAUGUGCCACUGUCCGGUUUGGACGUCGCGCUGGCACACGAUACAGCGAUAGAGUGUGGCCACCAGCAGGUGGCUCUGGUGCACGCUUAGCUGGACAAUUUCAUAGGCUUCGCUGAGAAUCUCCACAGAUUUGCUUAGGUGCUGAAUGGGAAAAACAUCGGGUUAUUGGUUGAUUCCCAAAAUCCCUCUUACUCGUACACACCGAUUGAUAGUCGAAUUCUGUUAGCACUACAACGCCUUGGCGGUCGCCGGAGAAGAGUUUCAUGCCAUUCUUCGACCACUCGCAGCAGCUGACCACACACCGGUGCAGGUCGCGGAUUGUAUAGCGUUCAAUGGGCUUGCUGCGCGUACAUGGCGCCACUAGAUCCAAGUCCUGUGGCAGUUCCUUCUGUAUCUGGAAUAUGCUGACUUGCCCGUUGGCGCAUCCUGCUGCCACCAUGUACUCCACCGAAUUGACUAUCUUCACGCACGUAAUGCGUGUGGCAACCUGCAAAGCAAAGUGAUUGUGUGCGGGGGAAGCACACGGCCAACGUUAGCCAACUUUAUGAGUAAACGACACGCAAGGGACAGGGAUGGGCCACUCAGAUAAAAUGCUUGAAUGAGUCAUAGACUAACCUCCGACUUGAGCUUCUGCAUCUCGCCCGUUUGGCGAUUGUACCAGAAUACAAUGCCCGCAUCGCUACCCACAGCCAGGAAUUCGUUUGUUGCAUCGACGCAAGUCAAAUUGAGAUUGGCCGGAAAGAAUCCCCGCUGCAGGCGAGCCGGGAUGUGAUCGAUGAUAUCAGUUAGCGGGGCCCACUCCCGUAUGGAGCACAAUUCUUUGCUGUUGGCCAUAUUCUCGGCCUGGUCAAUACAAAAAACAAACAAACCCAAUCCUUAUCCGGCUGUCAACAAAAAAUACACACUUGGCUGAGCUGCCAGACGUCUGGAAAAAGGCCAGCGUCUCAAACGGUAACAAUCGAUAGCCAUGAAUAUCGAAUAUGUUGGAAGAUUUUAAUAUUAAAAAAAAUUUCACCAAUUAAAAAUCGGAUUUUUGGAUUGUUCGUCGGGCCCGUGGUAUACGAAAACAGAAGUGAGCGAAUUGGCAAAACAAAAGCAGCCCCGCCCGCACCACACCACAUUGCUCUACAACAUCAUUUUAUACGACAGGCCAGGCGCAGAUAAAAGUACAAAAGCAAACCCCCCUUGCUAGUCGUUUGGGGUAAAGUUCACAAGACCCAUUGCCAUCGGAGCGGAGCUACAUACGACAGUUUUCAGCUGUCGCCAUGGUCGACAACAAUAAUCUUCGCAGCGCUGUGAUCAACGAGGCACCUUUACUGCCGCCGACGAGCAUCGUUGGACCCGGAUUUUCCAGUGGGCCUCCGCCAGACGCAGUGCUGCGCACACCCUACGCCGGCAAUGUGCGCGCUCUACCAAACCUCGCCCCACCACUGCCUCAGUCGCCGUUUCAACAGACCCAAUACGGAUAUGGCGGAGCCUAUGGAAACAAUAGCUACGCUGGUGGCUAUGGCAGCUACAACACUGGAGCAGGAUUCGGAAGUGGAUUUGGAGGAAUGGGCCAGUUUGGUGGCAGCUGGGGAGCUCCGUACAGGUCGUAUGGCGGUGACUUUGGCGGAGGCUACAACAGAUUUGGCGGUAUGGGUGGCAUUGAUCCGGAGCAGCGUUUCAUUCAGAUGGCCGAGGCAAGUUCGCGGCCAGCGUUCCAGAGUAUAGAGUCGUUGGUAUCGGCUAUUGGGAACAUUGCCUCCAUGCUGGACUCGACAUUCUUUGCGUUAACAAGCUCAUUUCGGGCCAUUCUCGGCGUGGCAGCGAACUUUGGACGUUUGCGCAGUGUUUUUGCGCAGUUCUGGACAACAUUUGCCAUCUUUCGAGGUCUGAAGUGGAUCUACAGAAAGAUACUUUUCUGGCUGCGACUGUCGAAUUUGGAUCCUUCUUCGGUGGCCUUCAAGAAGGCGUUUGCUGACGCUCUCAACGAGAACAAUGCUCAGGCAGGAGGGGGGCCACAGCUUCCGCAAAAAAGAACCUCGCCCUGGCCGGUAUUAGCCUUCAUCAGCUUUAUAUUCACGGCCCCCUAUCUGAUCAUGAAGCUAUUGGGCUCGGUGACAAACACGGCCCAGGAGGAAGCCCGCAAUCCAUCCAAAUGGAUCGCACCGAUUCACACCCAGGCUGUGUACGAUUUCACCGGACGCAAUCAGAGUGAGCUCUCGCUGAGUGCCGGCCAGUCGCUCCAGGUGGCCCCCCGCGAGAUUCAACAGACUCUCAAUCUGCUCAACACCGGCUGGGCAUUGGCCACAACAAAUGGUCAGACUUCAGGCAUCAUUCCCAUUAGCUAUGUCAAAUCGCCACAGCAGCUGCGGCAGGAGAAUCAAGAACCAGUGAAACCCAGCCAGCCCCAACCUGAGCUGAUGAAUCUAUCGGCAGAUGCAUUUCCGGCACCGCCGUUCGAUCAACAAAUGAACUACGACUUCAACUUGGCGGCCCAGCAACAGGCGCCCCUUGGCCCGCCCUCAACGUCAACAGCGGUAUUUGAAGAGGGAUUCGCUUGAGUUGGUCCAGCCAGCCGCGGCCCCGGUUCCCUGUGUACACCCCUUAAACAUAGCCUUAGUUUAAGUAUCUUCGGUUGACCUGUUGUAUUUUAAGUUAACUUCCGCCUCUUGUAAGUAUAUUUCCGUUUAAGAUCUUUGAAUUUGUAUGUAAGACUGCUAUGCUAUGCUCAGCUCUGCGAUCCGAUCCCAAUGAACUAAAGUAAACUACAACAAACCCGAGUUCUAUGACUCAGCCUCUAGUCACGCACUCAAUGAGAAACUCGUUUCUAGAGUUUGCUGAGAAGGUAUGCAAAUAUGGUGAAGGUGAAGGAAAAUGUAGAGGUUUUCUUUGUUUAUAUCAUAUUUUACAAUAUGCAAUUCACUUUAUUAACUUGUCACUCGAUCUGUUUGUCAGUUAUACCCAUUGCAUGCAUCAAUAUGCAAUCCAAUCAUUAAUUAUUUCGAUUUAUUACACAACUACAUGCUCGACACUUACAUUUAAACGCAUUCUAUUUGACUUGUCUACUAAUUUGUAUUUGUAUUUGUAUUCACUUCUCUGUAUUCACUUGAAGAUUGUAUAAAUUCUGAAAAUUUAUAUUUCGCUUGUAUUGUUAUUUCUAAAUUGGUAGGUUGAUUAUUUUGCAUGCAUCCCAUCUCCUUUUCUUUGUUAACAAAAAAUGUUUUGGGGCUGCGACGUUUCCCACUGUUGGGGAUGGUAGAAUAAAACAUAUUUCAUAUGUCUUUGA